AUGUCUGAAGGGGAUGUCAUCGACUUGACCAACCUACCGGAUGACCCUCCUGCGCCAACCGGUCUCGACCCCCAGCAGCGUGCGAUGGCCCAACACCUGCUCAAUAUAUAUCCACGGGACUUUCUACGUGACGCGCUCUCCCGUCUUCUCGAGCGUCAAGAUACGACCCUUCAGCUUGCCGUAUAUCAGGCCCUCCUUGCUUCUGUUGGACCUGCGGCUUUGCAGGGUCCUCCAGGCACCUAUAUCCCUCCCCCCGGAAUACAACUUCCACCGUAUGCUGCGUACGCUAUGGAUCCCCCCAUCCCGGCCCCCGCCAAUUAUCAGCGCAUGGGAAUUGGUAAUGCCCAACCGGUACCCUACGCAGAUGAUCAGUCUUCGGAGGAUGAUGAGGAUGAGGAUGAGCCACAGUACGAAGUUUGUACGAGAUGCAAUGAGGAGUUCGAUCCGGAUAACGACGACGAAUCAUGUUCAUAUCAUUCUGGGUAUCUAGAAAUCGAUUAUCACGCAGAGGGUUGGGCAGAUUGGGACGAGGACGUCCACGGACCGAUGGAUACAGACGAACACCGGGAAGAAUGGCCGGAGAACUUUACGUGGACCUGUUGUGGGCGAGCCGGCGACGACGCAUCUGGGUGUGAAGAAGGACCUCAUACCGUUCAUUCCAAUGCGGGCGUGAUCCGUGUUGGCGAAUAUCUCGGCGGACACGGGGCGAACGACUCCAGGAAUAAAAGCUUCACUCGCGCCCUCACGCACUUAUCGACACUCGUCGAUCAGGCACUUGGGGGCACUAUGGCGUCGUCCCGAGCGGACCAGUCUGGGGCCCCGUCAACUGCAGCCACAUCGUCCUCGCCACCCACUUCCUUCGUCUUUGCGCCGACCCGCUCUUCUCUUGCCCGCAGGACGGCCGUGCUUUCCAAAGACGCUCUCGACCGCCAUGCAGCUGGUGCAUCGCGCUACCGUCCGCGUUUCUCUACACCCUUCGACGAGCUGAUCACCAAGGGAUUCUCCGAGGAAUUGUUCACUAAAGGCUUCGUCCCCCUAGGCGGUGCACUAAAGUCCCACGAGGCGCCGACGGGUGGUCUGAGUGCCAGAGUUGCGUCGGCACCUGUACUAGAUAGCACCAGUGAACGGUCGUCACUGCGACCCAGGCGGGCGCUUUCCGAAACCGAUCGUCCUCCUACACCACCACCCACUCCGUAUGGACACCCUGCACCUCCGACCACGCAUUCUAGGGAGUCAAGAGCAUACAGCAAGAUCUCGCUGAGCGAGCUUACGGACAUGGUUGUUCAAGCGAGCUUGACGCCUGCCGCGGCUUCGCCGAGUUCCGAGCUCGAACUGGCACGCGCCUACCCAUUUCCAAGUCACCAUCGGCACCGUUCGAACUCUCAGCGCGAAUAUUCUGCGCGGCAUGAAGAUGGCGACCAGAGGACGCAGAAGAUGCCGCACAUCGCCCAAGCGCCACAGGGUGACAAUGUGAUCAUUGUGCCAUUAGACGGCAGUUGA
Peniophora sp. CBMAI 1063 is the source of this 1500-nucleotide messenger RNA. The record is from the annotation of a GenBank genome assembly. Lineage: Eukaryota; Fungi; Basidiomycota; Agaricomycetes; Russulales; Peniophoraceae.